AUGAAAACCAGUCCGAGUAUUCAUUCACAUUCAUUUAUCAAUGCACAACGGCAGAAUCGUCGUCGUCGUUAUUCGAUGAGUUCACCGCAAAUAUUCGAAUCGCGAGCAGACACUACUCUUCAUCAUUCUGAUGCUCUUUCAAAGAAAGUCUCACGUGGAAAGUUUUCGAAAAUCUAUUCGAUAUCAUCGAAUUCUAAUCUAUUGUUUCCAUCGAAUGAGACUAAUUCAGAAAAGUAUGAUAUUUUGUCAAAGCUGAACACUGGAGCAUAUGGUUCGAGUUAUUUAAUUCGAGAUUCGAACGAUGGACAAAUAUAUCUGCUCAAACGGAUUGAUGAUUCCUUACCCGAUCGAUUUCGACAACGUCUAUUGGAAGAAAGACGAUUAUUAGGUUGUCUAAAAUCGACUUAUAUUCUUGCUCUAAUUUCGGCUUAUACGGAUACGCAACAUCAUUGUUUUUCGAUGAAAUUCGAAUAUAUUCAUGGAAUAACAUUAUUACAACUGUUAAGACGCUUUCGUUGGUUUGAAGAGUCAGUUGUAGCCUUCUACAGUGCACAAAUUGUACUCGCAUUUGAGUAUUUCCACGAACUAAAUCUUAUUUAUCGAAAUCUCAAAUUAGAAACUAUUCUUCUGACAGAUCAUGGUUAUAUCAAGCUAAGUGAUUUUGCAUUCGCAAGAUUGUUACCAUCCAAUACAAGUUCAACUCGUUCCAUCGUCGGUGUACCUGAUCUAAUGCCACCGGAAAUGCUUUUAGGUCAACCGUACUCGUUCUCUGUUGACUGGUGGCAAUUAGGCAUUGUUAUGUUUGAAAUGUUAACAUCAUAUUCACCAUUUUACGCUUCGUCGAUGAUACAAACACACGAAAAUGUUCUUUGCAAUCGUCGCGCUAAAUUUCCAUUACGACUCAGUAGUUCAGUCAAAUCUACUUGUCGGUUGUUGCUCCAACCUAAUGUAAAGAAACGACUGGGUUGUUCGAUCAUAGGUAUGGACGCAAAGGAAGUGAAGCAAAAUCUCUGGUUUCAGAAUCAUAUCAAUUGGACGUCGAUCAUCGAACAAUCGUACCCAUCNAUGAUACAAACACACGAAAAUGUUCUUUGCAAUCGUCGCGCUAAAUUUCCAUUACGACUCAGUAGUUCAGUCAAAUCUACUUGUCGGUUGUUGCUCCAACCUAAUGUAAAGAAACGACUGGGUUGUUCGAUCAUAGGUAUGGACGCAAAGGAAGUGAAGCAAAAUCUCUGGUUUCAGAAUCAUAUCAAUUGGACGUCGAUCAUCGAACAAUCGUACCCAUCACCAUAUAAAAUUUCCGAUUUGUUGACGAACUCCAAACAAACAACGUCGUCUAUGUUGAACUCAAUCGAAUCGAAAUGGCUAGACGAAUACGAUCAAGCGGUUCGAUCAUUAACGAAAAUCAGUUUCGAAGAUGACUAG
Adineta ricciae is the source of this 1425-nucleotide messenger RNA. The record is from the annotation of a GenBank genome assembly. Lineage: Eukaryota; Metazoa; Rotifera; Eurotatoria; Adinetida; Adinetidae.